Messenger RNA from Danio aesculapii, 1089 nucleotides. RefSeq names its product serine/threonine-protein kinase pim-1-like. The coding region runs from base 16 to 1089 and encodes 357 amino acids. Gene Ontology annotation, biological process: negative regulation of apoptotic process; protein autophosphorylation; regulation of mitotic cell cycle. Lineage: Eukaryota; Metazoa; Chordata; Actinopteri; Cypriniformes; Danionidae. Gene Ontology annotation, cellular component: cytoplasm. The transcript has 7 exons. Gene Ontology annotation, molecular function: ATP binding; protein serine/threonine kinase activity. The record is from RefSeq and is a predicted model, not a curated record.
UGGAGGAGUUUGUCAAUGGAUCACAGCAUCAUGGGUGAAAGACGAGCCUCAGGCCGCUCCAGAUCCAGGAGUGCUGCUUUCACCCAAGCAGCUGUUCAGGACGUCUGCACACAUGAUGGUGAUGGUGAAACCCGGACCGUGAGCCGAGAGCUUCCUGGAUUUGUGGCACCUCUGCCUUCCCUGUUGGCCGAGUCUGUGUCUGCAGAUCAGGGUAACAGGAAGAGGAAGUGGCAGAGCGGCAGCCAGCAAAUGCCCGAAAAUGAGCAUCCAUCCACCUCAUCUAAGAGCUCAGCCAAACGUUCUCGCAGAGAUGAGUAUGUGAAAGGCCCACUGCUGGGACGAGGUGGAUUCGGCUCUGUGUUUUCUGGGAUCCGCAGGUCUGACGGACUGCCAGUGGCCAUCAAAUAUGUGUCUAAAGACCAGACGGACAGGAGACUGAGAGUUGAUGGUCAGGGUCGGCUGCCUCUGGAGGUGGCACUGAUGACCCGCGUCACUUCAGCUCCUGCCUGCCCCAAUGUCCUGCAGCUGCUGGACUGGUUUGACCAUCCCAGACGCUACGUCCUGAUUCUGGAGCGGCCAUCUCCUUGCCAGGAUCUCCAGAGCUUCUGUGAGGAGAACGGCUGUCUGGACGAGUGUCUGGCAAAGAGAGUGCUGGUGCAGCUGAUCAGGGCGCUGAAACACUGCGAGAGCCGCCGCGUCCUGCACCGGGACGUCAAGCCGGAGAAUCUGCUGAUCUCCACAGAGUCCCAGGACAUCAAGCUGCUGGACUUUGGCUGUGGAGAUCUGCUGAAGCGCUCGGCCUACAAAUACUUCUCAGGCACUCUUGAAUACGCUCCACCUGAGUGGUUCCACAGACAGCACUAUCAUGCGGCUCCAGCUACAGUCUGGUCAGUAGGAGUGACCCUCUUCAACAUCCUGUGCGACUGUUUCCCCUUCAGAGGCGCACGAAGGGUCACGUCCAGAAGCAGACUGCACUUCCCCAGAAAGCUGUCCACAGAGUGCCGUCAGCUGAUUCGCUGGUGUCUCAGUCCAGCGGCGGCUGAUCGGCCCAGUUUGGAUGAUAUUGAGAGCCAUCCCUGGUUACAGUGA